AUGACACUUCACGUCCUGUCCCUACUGGGGGUCGUGCUUGGUGCAGGAGUUGUUUACUCUCUUACCCUCGCCAUCUACAGAAUAUUCUUCCACCCUCUCUCCAAAUACCCUGGCCCGCUGAUUGCCAAACUCACGGAUGGAUAUCAGCUCUACCACGCAUACCGGGGAGACCGGCAUCUUGAAUUUUGGCGCCUACAUGAAAAAUAUGGCCCCAUUGUGCGCUUUGGCCCCAAUUCCAUAACCUUCAAGUCCAAUACCGCCCUAAAGGACAUCUAUGGUUUCAAAUCAAACGUCCGCAAGGCUGAGUUCUACAAUGCCUUUGCCCAUCCAGUUGCCAACACACACAACACACGGGACAAGGCGGUGCACUCCCGUAAACGCCGGGUUAUGAGCCAGGCAUUUAGUGAUAGUGCUAUGAAGGGCAUGGAGAGGUUUAUCCUCGCCAACAUCAGAGCCUUUUGUGAGCAGGUCGGCUCCCUCAGCGAUGCGAGUGCCGAUAGCAAAGGAUGGACCGUCCCCAGGAACAUGAGCCACUGGUGCAACUACCUGGCUAUGGAUAUCCUUGGUGACUUGUGCUACGGAAAGGCGUUCCACAUGGUUGAGAGCCCUGUUAACCGGUUUGCGCUGGACUUGGUUGAAGCUGCUACUACCCGUCACUUGAUUUGUGGAACGAUGCCAAUCAUCAAUACUCUUAAGAUUGACAAGUUCCUCUUCCCCCACAUUGCCGCUGGGCGUGCCAAGUACAUGGCCUAUAGCAAGAGCCAACUCACGGAACGAACCAAGAUGGGAGAGGAUUCGGAUCGAAGGGACUUCUUCUAUUACCUCCUCAAGGCUCGUGACCCUGAAACUGGCCAAGGCUUCAGCACACCUGAGCUCUGGGCCGAGUCGAAUCUUCUUAUUAUCGCAGGAUCAGACACAACCUCUACUGCUAUGGCCGCUACCCUGUUCUAUCUUGUCCGCAACGAGCAUGCACUGCGCAAGGUCGUCGAGGAGGUCCGCAGCAAGUUCAAUGAUGUCGAGGAAAUUGUCCAGGGCCAGGCCCUUACCUCUUGCACCUACCUCCGAGCCUGCAUCGACGAGGCCAUGCGCCUCUCCCCCUCCGUUGGUGGCAUCGUCCCUCGCGAAGUCCUCCCUGGCGGCAUCACCAUUGACGGCCAUGUCAUCCCAGAGGGUGUCGUCGUCGGUGUCCCCCACUACACAAUUCACCACAAUGCUGACUACUACCCCUCGCCUUUCCGCUUCAACCCGGAGCGCUGGAUCGUCGGUGCCAACAGUGUCGUGGACGGAGUCAAGACGACAGAGGCUGAUGUACACCGUGCCCAGAGCGCGUUCUGCCCCUUCAGCGUCGGUCCCCGUGGCUGCAUUGGCAAGGGCCUUGCGUACCAUGAAAUGACGACUACUCUGGCGAGAACUAUCUACACAUUUGACAUUAGAAAGGCCGUUGGGGUGAAGGAUCCUGGCGAGGGAAGCCCCCGACUAGAGUACGGAAGGCAUCGCGAGUCUGAAUAUCAGCUUGUCGAUAUCUUUACAAGUGGUAAGAAUGGGCCCAUGGUGGAGUUUAGGAAAGCUGAAAAGGCGUAA
Clonostachys rhizophaga is the source of this 1581-nucleotide messenger RNA. The record is from the annotation of a GenBank genome assembly. Lineage: Eukaryota; Fungi; Ascomycota; Sordariomycetes; Hypocreales; Bionectriaceae.